Molecule: messenger RNA, 1485 nt
Organism: Phaeoacremonium minimum UCRPA7
Lineage: Eukaryota; Fungi; Ascomycota; Sordariomycetes; Togniniales; Togniniaceae
Product: putative fkbp-type peptidyl-prolyl protein
Exons: 4
Coding region: 1-1485 (494 amino acids)
Cellular component (GO): nucleolus; chromatin
Molecular function (GO): macrolide binding; peptidyl-prolyl cis-trans isomerase activity
Source: RefSeq, a predicted model, not a curated record
AUGUCGCCGCUGCAGCCUGUUGCCCUCUUCGGGCUCGAGGUCCCUCCCGGCGAGGUUAUGAUCCCCGUCCAGCAGGAUUUCCCUGCCACUAUCCGCAUCACCAUGGCGGCCAUCGACCCCACUGAGGAGGUCGAGGAGGACUCCGAGGUCCCUCGUCUUCCCCGUUCUACCCUUAAGCUCAUCAAGCAGCGCAUUGGCGACAUUGACGAGGACGAGGAUGAGGACGACGAGUACCUUCGCGACCUGCUCCUCGGCGCCGAGGACGACGAUGAUUCUGACGAGGAGGAGGAGUCCGACGAGGAGGCAAAUGGCGGCCCCAGCGACCCCUCCAAGUCCAAGAAGGCCCGUCGUGCCGCGGCCCUCAAGAAGCUGAUGGAGGCCACUCAGGAUGAGGACUCCGAUGAGGAGAUGGACGAUGAUGAGAAGCCCAAGGCCAAUGGCGUCAAGGCUGGCAAGGGCAAGGAGAAGGCCCUCGAGGAGGAGGAUGACGAUGAGGAGGAGGACUCUGAGGAGUACUCUGAUGACGAGGAUGACCUGCCCCUCGACAACCUCGAGCAGUUCGUCGUCUGCACUCUGGAUACCGAGCGAAACUUCCAGCAGCCUCUUGAGGUUACCAUCAACGAGGGCGAGCACGCCUUCUUCAUUGUCUCUGGCACUCACACUAUUCACCUCACUGGUAACUACGUCAUUGACGAGGAUGCCGCCUCUGAUAGCGAGGAGGACAGCGACGACGAGGACUACGAUUUGCCGCCCGAGCUUGAGGAUCUCGUUGGUGAUGAGUCCGAGUCCGAGGAUGAGCUCGAUGACAUUGACGAGAUUUCCCGCGUGAAGGAGAUUGACACUGACGAGGAGGAGGCUCCCAAGCUAGUGGAGGCCAAGAAGGGCAAGAACAAGCGCAAGGCUUCAGAGGAUGCUGAUGGUCUCGACGAGCUCAUCGCCAAGGAGUCCAAGACUGAGGAGCCCAAGUUGAGCAAGAAGCAAGCCAAGAAGCUCAAGAACAACGAGGGCAAGCCUGUCGAGGUCGAGAAGGAGGCUGCUAAGGACACCCCUACCAAGGCAGACAAGAAGGUACAAUUUGCAAAGAAUCUAGAGCAAGGUCCCACUGGCUCGGCUGCUGAGAAAGCUAAGCAGGGCGACAAGAAGGCUGGCCUAGGUGUCAAGGUCGUUCAAGGCGUGACCGUUGACGACCGAAAGCUCGGCAGCGGCCGCACUGUCAAGUCCGGUGACCGCGUCGGUAUGCGCUACAUUGGCAAGCUCGAGAACGGCAAGGUUUUCGACUCGAACAAGAAGGGUGCCCCGUUCAGCUUCCGAAUUGGAAAGGGUGAGGUUAUCAAGGGUUGGGAUAUCGGCAUUGCUGGUAUGUCUGUUGGUGGUGAACGACGAUUGACCAUCCCGGCACACCUCGCCUACGGCAGCAAGGGUGUCCCCGGCAUCCCGGCGAACAGCACCCUCAUCUUCGACGUCAAGCUUCUGGAGAUCAAAUAA